AAAUUUAAAUAUAACUAAAUCAAUAAAAUGGAACCUUCCAGCAGCACCCAGGAUUUAGAUCGAGCAAUACAAGAACUUGAUGGAAUGUAUCAUGACCUUAAAAGACGAUCUUUGGCGGAAGCGCAACUCAAUCUUCCAGAUUUAAGGAAUUUCAAUGAAGACGAAGAGGAUUAUGAUAUACCUAGGCCAGCCGGAGGAUUUCUAAAUACCCCUGUCAAUCACGAUUCACGCCCGCCCACUUUCUCCACGUUUGGAACUUUCAGAUCGCCGUAUGAUGACGAUAUUCCUAUUAUAAGUCCGAUUCAAGUGAAAGUGCCCAAUUCAAGAGAAUUCGUGGCGAAAUCUUCGACAUUCUCGUCUGGGAGCGAAUAUUCUUCAGGGUUUGGGACCCUUCCACAUCCCAGCGAAAGAGCACAGAUUUCUAUGAUAGAAAUUGAUUUUCCUGGACCUCCAGCAUUUGAACCUCCCGUGCCGCCAUCCAAACCUGAUCCUAAAAGUUCGUCCGAUUCUGAUUAUGAUGAAGUCGCUUCAAACUCAGAUAGUUCGGAAAAUGUCGGUCAUCAACAACCAACUACGAAAAAAGACGAUCCCGGAGAAAGUGCUAUUGUAUACGCACAAGUUCGACGUCCAGACCACUUUUCCUUCAGAAAGUUGGAUGAUGACGAUUAUGACGAGGUUUACGUUCCUCCAACUCAGCGCGACAGUGCAGUUCGUCAAGAAUUCACUCGGGAUGACAAUGGACCGAGUAUACCAAGAUCAACUGUAUUCGAAGACGAAAUCGAAACGCUGAACCAACCUUCAAACACUAGCCCCAAGUCAGAUACAGCUCCUUCACAUUUACCCGCUGUUGUUCAAAUGAAAGAAAUCGACAAUAAAAGCGUUGAUCGAAACAACUCAUUACAGAAGGAAAAUAAAGUAGAAGAACAUUCGUUCAUUACUCCUUGCGUCCAAGUCGAACCUGCUAAAAGUUGGGACUAUAUUGCAAAAGAUUCAUCUAAAGACGUCAUAGAUGCGUCACGUCCGGUAGACGAAAAUGGUAACGUUGUGGACUCUUCGAGACUCGAUACCGAACCUUCUCAUACGGCGAAAGCAAUCGAAGUAGACGGAACGCCGUACUCACCCCAAAGUUAUAAUUCAACGAUGGGAGGAUCUAUGGACGCCGAAGCUCAACGUAAAUCUAUAAGCAAACGCGAAGACUGUCCGUGUGAAUGUCGAUUUGCCGUUCCACUGAUGUCUGCUGCGGUUAUCCUUUGCGUCAUAGCUCUACUGUUCAUGGUCAUCGGAUACGUUUACGUCGGUCUACAAAACGAUAAAUACCUGGAGUCCGCAAAAGAUGAAAUUGACAACGGCUUGAAUAUUGGCGGAAGCGGUAAUGGAACAACUUAAAGUCUUAAAUAUUGGUCUAUAAGACAGUUCAAUAAGGUGACUGCUAGAGGGAAAGACAACACGCCACAGCCAGUAUUAUGCAAACUGUAUAGACUCAAACGAACUAUGGGUAUAUUUUACUUAAGGAGGGCAAAUUGCAACAUUUUGCUUAGGCAGAGUUGUUCACACAUAACUAGUUUUUUAAGCUUUUUUGUAAAGUAAACGCAGAUUAUAAGUUCGACAUCUAGAUUAUGCAGAUUGUUGUGCAGAAGCCUUGAAUAAUAACGGAAUUCACUGAUAAACGAGCUUUUGUAUGCUUUUGUAUGUUUUUCACGCUUCAAACGUUUAAACUGUGAUGAACUAUGUUACUUGUUUGCUUACCGAGGCUGGUAGUUCAUGUAAAUAUACAUACUGUACAAUACUUUCGUUCUUCUUAUAUAUAUACAUGAUUCUUAUACUCUAAAAGGUUGUUAACUUCGAAAUCGUUCCAUGUAAGUCGGUUUUUUCUCAAGUUAUAGAAUGCUUUUAAUAAGAUAAAUAUAUUUAGAGCUAUUUCCAUUCUUUAUAUAGUUCUUUUUUUACGUUAUCCCUUCAAUUAAAACCAGACAAGUAUAACUUUCAAAGUUAGAGAUUGCUUGAAAAUGAGAGAAAUAUGAUUAUAUAUAUUUGUUUUCAAAUGCAUGGACUUGGUGGUGAAGUAAGCCGUAACGACCGGCGGUAAUGUGAACCACUCUACGACGACGAGAAGUGCAUCAAUCCUCACGCGGAUAAUAAUCCCCCACGAUAUUCCAACCUGCCAUGCUGCCAACACAUACAGGAUAAUCAGGGGUGCGGUGGCGAGCGUAUUUCUAACUCUUGACUAGGGCUGGGCAUUUUCGAAUAUUUUGUGAUUUCAGAAUCGAAUCGAAUCGAAUCUCGAAUACUUGGAAAUUUAUAAGAGACUUUUAAUUGGUCCUCUUAACAAAUGAUUUACUGAAGACAUAGAAUACAUCACUCAGAUAGAUUACUGAGCGUUCACACAGAAUAACAAACACGUUUUAUCAAUAACUCACUACAGAAAAUAGUCAUAUAUUAGAAUUGCGUUGA
Molecule: messenger RNA, 2451 nt
Organism: Styela clava
Lineage: Eukaryota; Metazoa; Chordata; Ascidiacea; Stolidobranchia; Styelidae
Source: RefSeq, a predicted model, not a curated record